AUGUCGCAAGGACACUCGACGCAGCAAUUGCUGGAGCUGCGACGCAUCCUGCUGCUGACCGUCUAUAGGAACACAUUGAAUCAGCUGAUCCUGCAGCAGCGUUCGCAGCGCUUAAAUGCCCGGAAACCGCUUUCGUUGCCCGCUUCCCUGCGAAGGCGACGCAGUUCGUCGAUGGGGGAGCAGGAGAGGCCGGAACGCGUACUCAUUACGGGCAAGGUGCUGCCGCGACUGGAAUCCCUGCUGGGUGAGCAGGAGAACGAUGCCGAUCUGCUUGAUGAAGAUGUCCUAGAUGCGCUGAAAUUCGAGAGGGAUAUGGAUGCGCUGCGAGCGAUUUUCGAAGUAGCCAUGAAUGAUCCGAAGUUGGCAGAGAAAAGUUAUCCCCAAGAUCAGGAUGUAGAAACUAAGGAGGAGAAAGAAACAAAUGUAGAAGGUAAAGAUGAAGAUGAAGCUCAGCUGGAUUUUGGGGGUAUGAAAAUUAUGUGUCUGCAAAUCAAUGAACAUCAAAAACCCUUUGAGGAUGCACAGUUCGAAGUUAAGAAGGAUGCAUUUAGGGAAGAGAACGUGGAGUCCUUCGAUGACAAGGACAUGGCAAACCUUCAGAUUGAAGUGAUAGAAGCUCCUUGUCUCGAUGAUAAGGGUCUGGAAAACAUUAAGCAAGCGAUUGCCGCCUUGUGUGGCAACAAAAGUGAGGAGUCCCAGGCUGCCCAGCAGCUGCAGGAGGCCAAGGAUGAACUAAAGCAACUCAAGGUGGACCUCGAACGCGAAAAGUGUGUGACCAAGGACAAGCUGCAGGAUCUGGAGGAGCGCAUUGCCGACACCAAGUACAAGCUGCGCUGUGUCUCCCGGGUCAAUGACCUCGAGUACAGCCUGGUGCAGCGCUGGGAGGAGGGUCGCCUGGCCCAAGGAACCAUUUGGGGUGAGAACGCCGAGCGGGCGUACUUACGCGACAUUUUGGACAUCAAGCAGAAGCUAUCGCGCGAGGAGCGGGUAAGUGCCGAACUCCGCUCCUUUCGCCAGCGAGAGAUCCUGGAGCUGCAGGCCAAGAUUAAGGAGUGGCAGGAGCGCUAUGUCAGCGAGAUGCGUCGCGUGGAUCGCGAAGCUGAAGCCUGGGAGCUGCGCAUCCUCGAGCAGAAGAAACUGCUGCAGAAGCACCAAGAGAUCUACGAGGAGCGGAUGACCUAUGUGCAGGAGUAUCGCGCCCAGAAGGCGGAGGAGCAGCGACUCCUGGACCUGCAGAUGCAUCGCAUUGAGUGCGCCGUUCGACUGCAAUCCUGGUGGCGUGGCACAAUGGUGCGACGCGGAUUGGGUCCAUUCAAGAAGAAACCCAAACGCGGCAAGCGGGGCAAGCCCAAGAAAUAG
Messenger RNA from Drosophila santomea, 1359 nucleotides. RefSeq names its product dynein regulatory complex protein 9. Gene Ontology annotation, molecular function: protein binding. The transcript has a single exon. Lineage: Eukaryota; Metazoa; Arthropoda; Insecta; Diptera; Drosophilidae. Gene Ontology annotation, cellular component: motile cilium; cytoplasm. The record is from RefSeq and is a predicted model, not a curated record. The coding region runs from base 1 to 1359 and encodes 452 amino acids. Gene Ontology annotation, biological process: cilium organization.